UAAAUUUCUGUACUCCUCUUUCGAUGCUUCUGUUUUCUGCCUCAAUUUUUCACAGCGUCGUCGAAAUUAGAGGUACAUUUAGUGCGGAAAAACUAAAUUUUUAAAGAGAAUUUUGCGUUUGUUAAGAUAUAAAAAUAGGUUCAAUAACAAGACGGUAGGAAUUGUGUAAAAAACAAAUAUUAAGUUAUCGAGCGGCGAAAAUUAAAAUGGGUAGAGUGCAUAAGAAGAAAAUCGCAGAAUAUGCGGAAUCUGCUGAAAAUGAAAACGAACAAGAUGAGGAAACUAAAAAGGGCGCCACGGUGGAGUCUAAUAGCGACGAGUCGGAUGUUGAAGGGGUUGGUGAAGAGGACGUUGAAGGAAAGAAAAAGCAAAGCGUUGUAAGAGAUCAAACACGUCCCGAAGGGAAUACCGAUGAUGAAUUCCAUUCUGUACAGGGUAGCGCCACCGAUGAUGAACAGGAGGAUGGUAGUAGCGGUACAGGCGGCAAGAAAGGUAAUAAGCGUAAAGUGGCAUCAGAGAAACUGAUCGACGAAAACAAUGAUGAUUUGGAUAGUGACGAUGAACCAUUAAAUGGUGGCGGCGGCGGCGGCAGUAGUGCAAAGAAAGGUCGAAAAUCGGCUGGAGUUGGAAAACAGAAAAUCGCCGGCAAAAAUGGUAAAGUCGUUGGUAGGCGUGCCAAGGGCAAGAAGGCACAAGCUAAGUCUCAAGCAGUUGCGGAGGAAGAAGAGGAGGGGGAGGAAGUAUAUGAGGUUAAAGACAUUGUGGGUCAUAAGGUUGAACAAGGUGUUACUUACUACUUAAUACGCUGGAAGGGCUACACUAAAGAUGACGACACUUGGGAGCCUGAAGAUACGCUAUCAUGUCCGAAUAUAAUAGACAAAUAUAAAAAUAAGCAAUCGGCCAGCAAAUCGAACAAAAAAAGUGGUGUGGCCGCUAAGAAGGCACGCCCAGCAAAAGGAGAAUUGUCGACUGACCCAAAUAAAGAGUGGGAAGUUGAUAAGAUAAUAGAUUAUGCCGAGGAGAAGAAUCAACGUAUUUUUCGUAUACGUUGGAAGGGAUUUGGACCGAAGCAUGACACAUGGGAGCCUGAAGCGAAUUUAUCAUGCGACGAAAUUAUCGAUAAAUUCAUGAAACGUAUGAAAUCACAAGAGAAUGUAUCAUUCAAAGAACUUCGCGAAGAGCCAAAAAAGACAAAAAGGCUCGUUAACGAAACAUCACCGCGUACAAAUUAUCAUAAUCCGAUCGGACGCAAAUCUAAGCGUGCAGUUUCAAAGAAGAGAGUUUACUAUGGCGAUAGCGAUGAGUAAUUUGUAAUUGGUCGACCCUGUUUUUUUUUAUGUCUAUGGCGUUUCUGUUUCCCGAAAUGAUCGUUUUUGCAGGUCUGGCUAUACCUACGCAUGCUGCUUUAACUUUUUUUACUGCAAUUUAAAAAUUACUUUUUUAACUUUUACAGAUUGUUUGGUUAAAUUGUAUAUCAAAUUUUUCACAGAUAGAUUUUAUUAAACCUCACUUUUUCUUAAUUCUAUUCAGACUUGCCACGAUUCCUCACUAAGAAUUACUAAAAUGAAAAGAGAAUUUAAGUAUUUUUCAUAUUAUCGUGGCAUGCUGUAGGUGUUGAUAGCAAAAAUUAAUUAAAAGAAAGACAUAAUACGCGGUUUGUCAAUACAAAUUGAGUAAAAUUAUUUUAUCUUAAAGAAAAAGGUUACACAAAUUCUAAAAAAACAAUUUCUAGAAUUACAAAUAUCUGUAUGGUUCUAGCAUUUUUAAGAAUAAAUAUAAAUGAGUAAAAAUGUG
Messenger RNA from Anastrepha ludens (Mexican fruit fly), 1794 nucleotides. Its product is annotated as M-phase phosphoprotein 8. The record is from RefSeq and is a predicted model, not a curated record. Gene Ontology annotation, cellular component: pericentric heterochromatin. Lineage: Eukaryota; Metazoa; Arthropoda; Insecta; Diptera; Tephritidae. Bases 207 to 1307 code for a protein of 366 amino acids. Gene Ontology annotation, molecular function: chromatin binding. Gene Ontology annotation, biological process: negative regulation of transcription by RNA polymerase II; chromatin organization. The transcript has 4 exons.